UUUCUACAAAUUUUUGAUCGCCUAUUUAUUUCUGCAAAUUCGUAAAAUAAAAAAUAAAAAAAUUCGAACUCGCAAGCAAGCACACACUACAGGCCCAUGGAGAAACUUGGUGGCAGGCACAUGGAACAUAAUAGCCUGUGGUUUCUUGGAGGUCCGUUAACACGACGAGGACUGUGCGCACAUCCUAUUCGGCUUCCGGAAGCCAGGUAGUUACUUGGCUUCCGGUUGCCCAAGAUUCGUGCGUGCGUUGAUGGCCGUUGGAUCAUCAUCUUCUCAUCCAUCAUCUUCUUCCUCCGUUCCUUAUCAUUUCAUCCAUGGCUGUUAGCCUUCACCGGCGGCUCCAAGGUCAGAGGGUGGGAGCCAGGCCGAGGGGUGGGGGCGGCGGCGGCGAGGUCGCCGCGCGAUCGCCGGUGGUGGUCGUGGCGGCGGUUAGGGUUAGGGCUUGGGUUACCAGGGGCGGGGGCUCUAAUGUCCUGCGGCCAUAGAAGAGGAGGGGGUCGGGGGUGACGGAGGACCGGCGGUGGCGGCGGACCGGUGACCGGCGGCGGUGGCGUGGAUGCCCAUGGGGUUAGGAAGGGCGGGCGAGUGGGCGGCGGUGGUUGGUGGGGGGCUGCGCGGCAGCCGCCGGCCAGGGGAGGAGGAGGGGGCGGAGGUGGUGCUCGCCGGGGAAGAUGACGGGAAGCAACGGGAGGAAGAAGAUGAGCUCGGUGAGUCGGAAGAAGAUGAGCUCGUGGGCCACUAACAGGCUCCAAGCCAAGUUGCGGAUAGCGGAAGCCAGGUAGGAGUACCCAGGACUGUGCCUCGCCCAUUGGGUAUUGAAUUGCAGCGCAAUUUUUCAAUUCCACCUUUUUUUUUUUUGUCUCAGAAUAAAACGCGGGAACCGCCUCGUUCCCGCGUGGUUGCCCGCGAGAAACCAAACCCCACCAAAUGGAGCAGUGGCUGCCGCUGUUCCGCCACCUCCUCGCCUGCCCCGUCCCCAACGCCGCCGCCUUUUCCUCCUCCCCCUCCUCGGGCGACUGCCCCGGCUCGCCUCCCCCGGCGGCGGCGCUCCUCCGCCUCCUCCUCUCUCCCGCGCCCACGCUCCCCGCGUCCGCCUCCGAUGUCCCAACGGGCGCUAUCCUCUUCCAGACCCUCCCGCCCUUCCUCCAGUCCCAAGCUCUCUCUUUCCUCGCCUCCUCCGCCGACCUCCUCGACACGCACCUCAUCCGCUCCCUCGCCGCCCGCGUCCUCUCCGCCCCGCCUGGCCGGUAUGGAUUCUGGACCUGCCGCGGCGCCCGCCACCUGCUCGAUGGAUUGCCCGAGGAGGAAGGCGUCCCUGGUGUUGCCUCUGAGGAGUUCGUUAAUGGAUUCCACGAGCCACCUCCGUGGCUUAAAGAAGUGGGGGCGCGGGCACGUCCUGUCCUGCCGUGGCUCCCUGUUGAUUGCCGGAGCGUGAUGGGGAGGGGGAGACGACCUCGUGGAGGUGGGGAUGGUUUGGACGGGAUUGAGUUGGAGACUUUGGUGCUGGUGCAAGAUGAAGAUGUGGAGAUGCAGGAGGCUGGGUGCAUUCCGCUGCCUCAAGCUCCUCCACUUGGGGAUUCGAUUGUGCAGAGAGCCCUGGCUGUACAGAAGGAGAUUGUGAUGGUGGAAUCCGUCUUGGUGGCCCAGCGGGUGGUGAAGGAUUUGCAGGACCUUUGUGUCAGGUCCAGGAAUGCUGCGGCGGUGCUUAGCUUAGUACAGCCGUGGGAAGCUGAUGAUGAUACUCUAAGGGUCUUGCUUUCGAAUUUGGUGCUUCAGGAGGAUGGAGUGCGUGGAGGAGGGCCAGCACUUGUUCUGUGUUCUGUUUUCCUACCACAGCUGCUCGAGCUUCAAAGACCACCUUCAUCUGUUCUUCUUUCCGCUGCAUUGGAUCUCUGCAAGCGCCAUCCAGCUGCAGCACUGGAGGCUGUACUCUUUCCGCUGGUGCUUAGGAAGGGCGGGCUAAAUGUUCCCCAGUGUGAUGUGCUAACACGAAUUGUCAAGGAAUGCAUGCAUCCACUGCACGUCUCUGCUUUCUGCCAUAGGCUGCUUUCAGGGGAGGAGCAAGAGCGGAAGCCAGUUUGUAUGCCUCAGCAUCAUGAGAAUGUUGGUACACAUUUGGUCUGGACGGAAUCUCUGUUCUCACUAUUUUACAGCAUUCUCAGUCAAGAUAUUUGCUUGACACCAAGCAGCGUUGGUGAGCUAAUUUCUGUGAUUGAUGAGAGGGCAUCAGAGUUCUCGAGGUCAUUGAAAUUUGGCAACUUUCUGCUGUGCUUUGUGCCAAAGUGUUGGCAUCAAUGUAAGAAUCAGAGGGUUUUGCUUGAGAGAGCUGUUGAGAGGACCAACACUUUCCUGACUAAAGCUAUCUUGGCGAAACUGCACACUGCAAGUUGAAGUUAUAUGGCUAAAGCAUUCAAAUGCAAACAACUUAUUUACUCUUUGGAUCAGUUCACCACCCUGAAUCACGGUAACGACAGCAGAUGUUGGGAGGAGUAAAAUCUCAACUUUGAGAUCUCAUUCAAGUCAGACUAAUCAUGGGCAGUUAGCUUGACUUUGUGAUUCAGUGCAUGCAGACCUGUGUGCAGAGUCAGUCGCCAAAGUAGUUGAAUUGAAUCUGAAAACCAUUCGUUGCAUUCCAUUUGUCGAUGCAGGCCUAGAUUCUCUCAGAGAUUUGCUGGACCCUGUUUGCGAAUUCUGUAAAUGGUGUAUGCUAGUUCUCUGCGUGUCAAAAUUAGGUUAGGUUCACUCAUCUUUACGCAAGCAUUGUUAUUCUGACAGUCGUUUCCUGAUUCACUUAUCCAUUGUAUUGUUUUUGUGCGUGGCCUGUCCCAUAAUUUGAUCUGUUCUGGAAUCUGGAGGACCUGGUGGCCUCAGCCCUAAGGUUUGCCUUCGUUCUGCCCAGCUUGA
Messenger RNA from Setaria italica (foxtail millet), 2904 nucleotides. RefSeq lists its product as uncharacterized. Gene Ontology annotation, biological process: interstrand cross-link repair. Lineage: Eukaryota; Viridiplantae; Streptophyta; Magnoliopsida; Poales; Poaceae. The coding region runs from base 928 to 2391 and encodes 487 amino acids. The record is from RefSeq and is a predicted model, not a curated record. Gene Ontology annotation, cellular component: Fanconi anaemia nuclear complex. The transcript has 2 exons.